AUGCGCGACCAUGUAUAUCAACGAUUACACGUGCUUCGCAUUUUGCGUACGAUGCUUCUCGGUCGCAAGAGCCUGGCAAUAGGCACUGCGGUAUUGUUAUUAUUUUCUGCCAUCCUCAUCUUCCACAUCUUUCCUGGCUCAAGAGACACAUCGUCAGAAUGGAUUCAACGUCUCAAAGGACAUUCGCGGACCUACUGCCCAGAAAAUAUUGACUGGCUUAAUGAGCUUGAUAUCACGUAUCCCAUCGCCUAUGCUCGACGUGACAUUCUUGUGAGGCCUACUCCCAAUGCGAAAAGAGACAGCAUCACCAGGAUCCACCAAAAAUUGUUUCCUCGUGUACAGAGCAUAGACAUCAUCGAUAACGCCGCUGUCGCAUUGAAACAUUGUAAAUCUCCUCUACUUCUUGAGGUACCUACUUCGAGUCGCAGCAACAACGCUUCCAACAUCCUCUUCGGCCUUCUUACUACCCUGCCUAACCUCGAGAUAGCAAUCCCACAACUCCGGCGCUGGCUCUCAAAACUAGAUGGUCAAUUGCUUGCUAUCUUGACUGAAGAAGAGCACAAUGGCACACAUAGAACCUCUUCCGCAGAAGCAGACAAAGUAGCGCACCUACAUUCCCAUAUGCAAGAGCUUGGCAUGAACGUGCGAAUCCUUGAAGCCUCCGACUUUAGCAGCAGCUCGCGUGUGGAUUCCCUUUCACUCGUCAAGACUUUGUAUGAAAACCGCAACAACGCGCAAUGGAUGGGCUUGAUUGAUGACGACACGUUCUUUCCUUCCGUCUCUGCUUUGGUAUCAAUACUCUCGCGGCGGAACCCAGAAGAGAAACAUUACAUAGGCGGUCUUCCUGAAGGCUUCAGGGAUGUCAUGCACUACGGAUUAGCAGGUCAUAUUGGUGCGGGUGUUUUCAUCUCUAUGCCUUUGGCGCAAACGAUGGCGAACAGUUACGAACAUUGCACUCAAGUGACGCAAAACAGUAUCGAACAACGGAAGAUAAUGGAAUGCAUAAACGAACUCUCGGAGAUAAAAUUGGCUUAUGAGCGCAGUCUGUAUCCGCUCAAUCUUACUGGAGACCUCUCCGGCUUCUUCGAGAGUGGGCGCUUGCCCACCUCUCUCCAUAAUUGGAAGCCUACGUCCACGUCGAAAGAUAUUUAUGAUUUGCCGCUCGCGCACCAGAUUGCAGAUAUUUGUCAGGAGUGCUUUCUGCAAAGGUGGCGAUUUAACGACGAUAUAAUUCUUACCAACGGCUACUCAAUAUCACGCUAUCGUAAGGACUUUCUCAAAGAUAUAAGACUUGAUCGCAUGGAGCACACAAUGGACGAUGUUGCUACUCAUGAAGCAUCCAACAACGCCGGCCUCGACCAUUCAUUAGGGCCAACAAGGCCGAAGUUAUCCCCAAAUGAAGGAAAGGCUCAACAUAGACUUAUUCAGUCGAAGGUCGUGGAUGGUGGUUUGAGACAGUCGUAUUACCAUCAAGGUCUUGACGGCGGCGUAGAUGGACUGUUGGAAUUGUUUUGGAGAGUUGAAACCUGA
Messenger RNA from Bacidia gigantensis, 1530 nucleotides. RefSeq lists its product as uncharacterized. Gene Ontology annotation, molecular function: acetylglucosaminyltransferase activity. Lineage: Eukaryota; Fungi; Ascomycota; Lecanoromycetes; Lecanorales; Ramalinaceae. Gene Ontology annotation, cellular component: membrane. The transcript has a single exon. The record is from RefSeq and is a predicted model, not a curated record. The coding region runs from base 1 to 1530 and encodes 509 amino acids.